AUGACCCGCUCAUCCAGCGCACGCGCCGCAUGGCUGCUCUUCCAGCUGUCCGUUGCCAGCGCCGUCGAGCACGGCGGUGGCAGCGGCGACAGCGUGGCAGAAAUUGAGCAGGUGUCCAUCGCCAAGUUUCGAGAUGGUUCAGCGGCCGAGCGUGCUGCUCAAGUGGAGGCUCUGCAGAGGGCUUUCGCCUUGCAAGGCAUGGUCACACUGGUCGACACGGGAAUUGACCAAGAUCUGAUUGACAGGACCAUCAGGGUGAGCCGGGACUUCUUCUCCCUUCCUCGUGCCAGGAAGCAGCACUUCCAUGGCCCCGAGGGAUAUCCCCCCCGAUCCUUCGGAGCCAUCACGUCGCCGCGUGGAAAGCACUAUCACCUUCAGCAGGAGGACGAGGAAGGCAACAUCUUAAACGAAUGGCUUCAGGUGCGAAACACCUCAGUGCAGGUCGAUUGGUCGGAUCCCUACUACUCAUGCCCGGAGGGCCAAGAGCACUACAGCUCGGAAGCCAAGCACCCUGAGCAACAGGAGUGGCCCGAGGAGGUUCCGGGUCUGCAGGAAGCAACGGCCGCGUACUAUGGCGCCAUGGAGGAGCUCUCCAAGGUCAUGUACGAGCUUUUUGCGGUGGCCCUGGGCAUUGAGCCCGACUUCUUCUUGAAGCAGGCGCUUCGAUCUCCGAUUUGGCCGGUGACUAUUGCCCACUACCCUCCUCAAACCCACGCACCUGCUGAGGACCGUGCAAGGAUUCAGCCACAUUGGGAUCGCACGCUUUUCUCCAUGAUCACAAGCAGCGAUGCUGGUGAUGAGGAGUCAGGUGGAGGCUUGCAAAUCCUUGUUGAUUCUGCGACUGGUGAGGGCGUCGAUGGGCGCGCCAAGCUCGAAGGGCGGUCAGUAGAGUGGCGCAGUGUGGUCCGACCCAAAGGUGGCUACGUUGUGAACGUCGGUGAGAUGAUGAGUCGAUGGUCAAACGGCCGCAUGAAGCAUGUUGUGCAUCGCGUGCGAAAUCCCGUUGUGAACCAUACUGACCCAGGAAGGAUAUCUCUCAUGGCAUAUGUCUUGACAGAUUAUGAUUCAGUGGUUGAGUGUCUGCCCUGCAAGACAGAUGGGUCCGAGCCCAUCUACGAAGCGACAUGGGUAGGGGAGCUCAUGAAUUGGGGGAGUAAGCUUCCCAUCUACAACCAGACCAAGCAAGAGAUGAUGCGUCAGGCCCAAGGGCUCUACCUCUCAAAUGGCACUCAAACAUCCCUUGGUGAGCCAACAGAUGUCAAAGCAAUCGAAGCAUCCCUGGCUCUUUGCGAUGCCUCCGGCAGCUCUUGUAUGCCGAAUUCGGCCACGAGCUAA
This is a messenger RNA of Symbiodinium natans, 1335 nucleotides long. The record is from the annotation of a GenBank genome assembly. Lineage: Eukaryota; Dinophyceae; Suessiales; Symbiodiniaceae.